Vigna angularis (adzuki bean) is the source of this 1411-nucleotide messenger RNA. RefSeq lists its product as uncharacterized. Bases 703 to 1245 code for a protein of 180 amino acids. The record is from RefSeq and is a predicted model, not a curated record. NCBI's taxonomy places the organism in Eukaryota, Viridiplantae, Streptophyta, Magnoliopsida, Fabales, Fabaceae. Gene Ontology annotation, biological process: vesicle-mediated transport; endoplasmic reticulum organization. Gene Ontology annotation, cellular component: endoplasmic reticulum membrane. The transcript is spliced from 8 exons.
GAUAAACUUUUAUGUGGCAUAAUAACUGAAGAUAAAAGGAAGAGGGGAAUUUGAUCUUGCCCGAACCAAACCCUAACUCUCAUUUCUUCCCUCUUCAGCCAGUGGAAUCUGCAGAGCAGCAAUCACCAGCAGUUUUGUAGCAUUUGUUUUGUUGGGGGCAGACCAUGGAUGACUUGUUUGAUUCUUCGUUGAACUUGGAGGACACCCAUUACAAGGAAGGCUACGAUGAAGGCCACAGUCACGGCCUUGUCGCUGGCAAGGAAGAAGCCAGACAGGUUGGCCUCAAGGUUGGUUUUGAGAUUGGAGAGGAGCUUGGUUUCUAUAGGGGUUGUGUUGACAUAUGGGCUUCGGCACUUCGGCUUGAUCCGACUUGUUUCUCUCCACGGGCCAAAACAAUUAUUGGCCAGAUGGAGGAGUUGAUUGGGAAAUACCCUCUCAUGGAUCCGGAAAAUGUACAAGUGCAAGAGAUCAUGGAUAGCCUGAGGAUCAAGUUCAAGUUGGUUUGUUCUUCUUUGCAUGUCAAACUUGAGUAUAGUGGCUAUCCAAAGUCUUCUACAGAGGCCAAUGAUAUUCAGUUUUGAGCUGCUUAUGAUUUUUCAGUCUUCUAGAGAUACCAGUGGUAGAGAUACACUUAGCUGGUUAGAAUUGGAGCAGCUUGAUAAGGAAGUCGGGUGAUCUGCAAUACAAGGUGUGAAAACAAAGAUGCAGAAUAGAAAAUUGGCUUCUGGAAGGCCCUCUGGAACUGAUGGCUCUGAUUACUCCUUCCGGAUGGUUGUUGAUUCAAGGUAUCAACUAGUUGCAAAGGGGAAGAAACGCCUCUCUCUGCACUUUAUCAUCGAGGCUGCGUUGCUAUUUAUAGGAUCAAUAUUUGCAUAUUUUCCAGGAAUAGAAGCAGAUACUCCAAACACAGUGGCCUAUUCGUCUGUUUUUGUUAGUGUUGUUUCACUAAUCAUUGGGAAUAUAGGCAGAAGACGCAGUCGACCUGGUUUAUUGAGAUUUUAUGCUAUCGUAUCCUCCAUUGCAAUGCUUCUCUUGGUUGUUUCUCUUGCAAAGAAACAUCUGCUGCUAAAGGCCAUCCAGGAUUCUAAACUUUGGAGAGCAGGGAAGUAUGAUGUCAAUGAUCUAUCUCAUUUUCAAAUUGGCUUGGUGUUAUAUCUAGUCACCUUAUCUGUGCUCAAGCUUUGUACUGUCAAAGCAGUUGUUUCACUUCUUUUUAACAUGGCUCCACCCAAGAAAACCUCUUAGCCCCAUCAACUGUUAUUUGGGGUCCAAAUCCAAUUUUCUGUCAUUGAUCUUUAUGUGACUAUCUUUUCUGAGAGAUGUUGAGGUCAGCUGAGAGAUUUUACUGAACAUUUUUAAGACGUUUGUUAACUAUAUAGUAUUUUCUGAUAGUGUUUAUUUGUUUUGAGUA